This is a messenger RNA of Ochotona princeps (American pika), 6405 nucleotides long. RefSeq names its product RNA binding motif protein 20 (gene RBM20). NCBI's taxonomy places the organism in Eukaryota, Metazoa, Chordata, Mammalia, Lagomorpha, Ochotonidae. Gene Ontology annotation, cellular component: nucleus. The record is from RefSeq and is a predicted model, not a curated record. The coding region runs from base 221 to 3853 and encodes 1210 amino acids. Gene Ontology annotation, biological process: regulation of RNA splicing. The transcript has 14 exons. Gene Ontology annotation, molecular function: mRNA binding; zinc ion binding.
GGCCGCAAGAGGCCGAGCGCGCGGCGCGACGACGAGGAAGAGGAGGAGGCGGCGCUGCCGGGACUGCCUCCUCCCUCUCCGCCCCUCGCGUCUCCUCCCCGCGCCACCGGGAAGGACAACGGGACUAGGCACGGGGACCCCGGCCAGUGAGCGCCCGUGUGCCGGGACCGCCCCUCCCGCGCGCUCUCUCGCCGCGAGCCCCGGCCGCUCUCGCCCCCGCAUGGUGCUGGCAGCAGCCAUGAGCCAGGACGCCGACCCCAGCGGUCCGGAGCCCGCGGACCGAGAUGCCGGCUCUGUGCCCGGCGCCCCGGCGCCUCCCGUGCCCCCGGGCCCGCGAGGGAUGCAGCCACCGCCGCCCCAAGCCGGUCUUCCUCAGAUCAUCCAAAAUGCUGCCAAGCUCCUGGACAAGAACCCGUUUUCGGCCAGUAACCCGAACCCUCUGCUUCCUUCGCCUGCCAGUCUCCAACUGGCUCAACUGCAAGCCCAGCUCACCCUCCACCGGCUGAAGUUGGCACAGACAGCUGUCACCAACAACACUGCGGCUGCCACCGUCCUGAACCAAGUCCUCUCCAAAGUGGCCAUGUCCCAGCCCCUCUUCAACCAGCUGAGGCCUCCAUCUGUACUCAGCAACCCCCACGGCCAUACAGGAGUGCCUCAACAUACUCCAGCCAUACCCGGUGCCCGGUUUCCCUCAAACACCAUGGCUUUCUCACCUCCCAGCCAGACACGAGGCCCAGGACCCUCUGUGGGCCUCCCUAGCCAGCCCCCUGGUGCCAUGGUGAUACACCCUUUCAGUGGGGUCAUGCCUCCGACCCCUGCCCAGCCAGCAGUCAUCUUGGGCAUUGGCAAGACAGGCCCUGCCUCUGCUCCUGCAGGAUUCUACGAGUAUGGCAAGGCCAACGCCAGCCAGGCAUACGGCACUGAGACAGACAGUCAGCCUGGCUUCCUGCCAGCCUCGGCCUCCACCUCAGGCAGUGUGGCAUAUGAAGGGCACUACAGCCACGCAGCACAGGACAGCCAAGCCGCAUUUGCUAAAGACUUCUAUGGACCCAACUCCCAAGGGACACAUGUGGCCAGUGGAUUUCCAGUGGAGCAGGCCGGGGGAAUGAAGGGCGAGGUAGGCGCGCUGCUGCAGGGUGUGAACAGCCAGUGGGAGAGCCCCCCUGGCUUCUCUGGCCCAGGCAAGGCCGAUCUUACAGCAGGGCCCAACCUGUGGCCGCCACCCCCCAGCCAGCCCUAUGAGUUGUAUGACCCCGAGGAGCCCACCUCAGACAGGACCCCGCCCUCCUUUGGAGGUCGCAUUAAUCACAGCAAACAGGGUUUCAGUGGGGGCCGGCGGCGGGCCAAGGAGGAGCAGGGGAUGCUGUCCGUGCGGCCCCUGCAGGCCCACGAGCUGAACGACUUUCACGGCGUGGCCCCCCUCCACUUGCCGCACAUCUGUAGCAUCUGCGACAAGAAGGUGUUUGACUUGAAGGAUUGGGAGCUGCAUGUGAAAGGGAAGCUGCAUGCUCAGAAAUGCCUGGUCUUCUCUGAAAACGCUGGCGUGCGGUGUAUUCUCAGUUCUGCAGAGGGAGCUCUGCGUGCCUCCCCGAACAGCACGGCUGUUUAUAACCCCGCUGGAAAUGAAGACUUUGCCUCCAAUCUCGGAACAUCAUAUGCAGCCAUCCCAGCAAGGACGUUUGCUCAGUCAAACCCCACAUUUCCUUCAGCUUCCUCGGGAACGAACCGGAGAGGUGAUGGCCGCGUGGUGCACAUCUGCAAUCUCCCAGAGGGAAGCUGCACCGAGAAUGAUGUCAUCAACCUGGGGCUGCCCUUUGGGAAAGUCACAAACUACAUCCUCAUGAAGUCCACCAACCAGGCCUUCUUAGAGAUGGCCUACACAGAAGCUGCCCAGGCCAUGGUCCAGUACUACCAGGAAAAGUCUGCCGUGAUCAACGGUGAGAAGUUGCUCAUUCGGAUGUCCAAGAGAUACAAGGAAUUGCAGCUGAAGAAACCUGGGAAAGCUGUGGCUGCCAUCAUCCAGGACAUCCAUUCCCAGAGGGAGAGGGAUUUGUUCCGGGAAGCAGACAGGUACGGCCCAGAGAGGCCACGGUCUCGCAGUCCAGUGAAUCGGUCCCUCUCCCCAAGGUCCCACACUCCAAGCUUCACCUCCUGUAGCUCUUCUCACAGUCCCCCAGGCCCCUCCCGAGCAGACUGGGGCAACGGCCGGGACUCGUGGGAGCUCUCUCCUUAUACCAGGAGGGACGAGGAGCGAGACUCAGGCCCCUGGAGGGAGAAUGGGGAGGAAAAGAGGGACAGGACGGACGCGUGGGCACACGAUCGCAAGCACUACCCCCGGCAGCCGGACAAGGCCGAUGUGGAUGAGCGACUGGAAGGAGGGAGGGGCUACCGGGACAAGUAUGCAAGAUCCGGGUCCCCCAUCCCAGUCCACUGUGCAUCAAGCUACAAAAGCCGGGAAGACGGCUACUACCGGAAAGAGCCCAAAGCCAAAUCGGACAAGCAUGUGAAGCAACAGCAGCAGGAGGCCCCUGGACGGUCCAGGCGGAAAGAAGAGGCCAGGCUGCGGGAGAGCAGGCACCCCUACCCCGAUGACUCAGGCAAGGAAGCCGGGCUGGGGCCCAAGGUCACUAGGGCCCCUGAGGGCGCCAAGUCCAAGCAGAGACCUGAUAGAGACCAAGAAGGAGCUGAUGAUAGAAAAGAAAGCAAAAUGACGGAGAAUGAGGCCGCAAAAGAGGAACAAGAGGGCCCAGAAGAAAGCCCCCUAGCCGUGGACGGACAGGAGAGAGAAACAGGGGCCUCUGACCCAGAAGACACAAGGACAAAGAAGGAGCAAGCCUGGGAGAGUGGGAGUGAGACAGAGGGAGAGAGCUGGUAUCCCACGAACAUGGAGGAGCUGGUGACAGUGGAUGAGGUGGGGGAAGAGGAGGAUUUUAUCAUGGAACCUGACAUCCCAGAACUGGAAGAAAUAGUGCCCCUUGAGCCUAAAGACAAAAUCUGCCCUGAAAUACGUUCCUGUGUGGCAGCCACCACGUUAGACCUGGACUUGGCCAAGGCAGGAGUCAGGGAAGACUUAGGGAACAAGGCUGCAGAACUGAGCCUGAAGCCGCCCAGACAGCUGCCUUCUGCCUCCACAAGCCAUCCCAGUGACAUGGACAUGGAAACGCCUGGCCUAAAUCUGGAUGCUGAGCGGAAGCCAGCUGAACGCGAGACCAGCCUCUUGCUGGAGGACUCAGAUUGCUACGAGAAGGAGGCAAAGGGAACAGAGGGCUCAGAUGUUCAUCCGGCCCCUGCAGUCCAGCAGAUGGCUUCCCCCAAGCCAGCAGAGGAGAGAGCCCGGCAGCCUAGCCCAUUUCUUGAUGACUGCAAGGCCAAGGGGACCCCUGAAGAUGGGGCUUGUGGAGGCGGCCCCCUGGAGGAGAAAGCCAGCCCCCACACCGAGACCGACCUCCCACGCCAAGCUUGCCAAGAAGUGUUGACCCAGGAAAACCCCAGGUACUUGGAAGCGAAGCCCCUGGCCGUGAGGUCCCCAGAAUAUGCUGAGGUGGAGCUAAAGCAGCCCCUUUCUUUGCCUUCCUGGGAGCCAGAGGAUGUUUUCAGUGAGCUGAGCAUUCCUCUAGGGGUGGAGUUCGUGGUUCCCAGGACUGGGUUCUAUUGCAAGCUGUGUGGGCUGUUCUACACCAGCGAGGAGAUGGCCAAGGUGACCCACUGUCGCAGCACUGUCCACUACAGGAACUUACAGAAGUACUUGUCCCAGCUGGCUGAGGAGAGCCUGAAGGAGCCUGAGGGGGCGGGAGGCAGCCCCAGGCCCGAGGACAGCGGAAUCGUGCCACACUUUGACAGGAAAAAGCCAUGAUGCUACCGCCAAUGCUGCCGCUGAUGCUGUCGUCGCCACAGUCCACCACCACUGCUGCUGCUGCUGCUGCUGGGAGGCGAGGAGGGCCUGGCCCACGCCUUCCUCUGGGGCCAGCCUGACCCCUACAGGAAGGAAAGCCCUACAGAGAUGGGUAAUGUGCCCAGUGUGCUCCAGGAACCAAGUCACCCUUGGUGACAUGCCAGCCACGGAAGGUCAAUGCCCCACGUCCUCUGGAUGCUUACUGGCCUCUCUCUAACGGUCUUUCCAGCUCACACCCCUCCCUGCCUCUCCAGCCCUCAUCUCCUUUCCUCCUUUGGUGCCCCAGAGCGCUUCGUUUUUUCAAAAUCCAACUUCUCAGGGAUUUUCGCAGUGCUCAGAUUCUUGAUAGGAUGUAGCCAGCCAGACCGAGUAAUGCGAGAGGUUGUCCCAGAGAUGCCUGCAUCCGCAGGGCCACUGUGAGGGACCGUCAGCAGGCUCCCUGCCUGGAAUUCACCUGUCUGUGUGUGGGGCAGGCUGAGACGGCCCCUGCAGGUGGUGGAAGCUGCAGGUGACUUCCUAACCCCUUUCUUCCGUUGACCCCACUUUUGGAAAAGCCCCAGUUGUGACCAUGCUUUUCAUCUCCCUGAUGAUUGCAGAUGUCUGCCUGACUCAUGCCUUAAAAGCAAACUGCAGUGCACUUUGCACAGGAAGAAAAGACCAUACUAUGUUUCAGAAGUUCAGAUCAAUAUCCUGCAAAUCUCCCGGAGUCAGGAGGUCUCUGGGUUUGUCCUCUCCUGGAUGAUGAACUUGACUCUCAAGCCACUUGAAUUUAAAAUGAAAUCAGAAAUGCCUUCUCUCUCCAGCUAAGAUAGCUGCUGCUGGGGACUUAGGUCCGCAACCAUGGCACUAGCUCUGGUGACAGUCCCGAGGAGGUGGCACCUGCUCUGGGCUCACUCAUGGUGCCUGCACCAACCUUCCAGUGGACUGCCUUGUGAUGGCCGCUGGGUGUGAGGAGAGGUGCAGGAAGCAGGGGCCACAGGAGCAGGUGUUUGUAGGAGGGCCUUUUUCCAGCCUGGGCAGAGGAGGACUCCCGGGGCUCAGCGCCUGGGCCAAUUACCAUGUCACCAUGCUGCAAAGAGCUCCUAAUUCCUGUCCCCCUGUGCUGGAGGUCCCAGCAAGGACUCUGGGAAGGGGCUGUGUAGGGGUUUGAUUUCCUCAGUUUCCUCUUUGUCGGUGGGAAAGAGUAUCCUGCGCCUUCCAUCCUCUGCGCCCAUGAAAGGGGGAGUGGAGAGAACAAGUUCAACACCAGCAAGGCAUGGGGGAAACGGAGGCACGGAAGGCAACAGCUGGAGAACCCACAGCCGUCACAUGCAUGCCUGGUCACUGCCAAGAAGAGAGCUGCUGGAAACCUGCGCGGAAGCAGAGCUCCCGCAAGCAGACUGACCUGUCUGGACAGGUGCCACCAAGAGAGGUGGAAGAUGCAAGGAAGCUGAGCCUGGCCUCGGGCCGCAUGGGGCCCUCCAGAAGGCUGGGCUUGCAAGUAAAGAGGCUGAACAUUGCGCUCAGCCAACCCUCCAUCCCUGGCCCACACCGCAGGUGUCAGCUCCACACUCUGCCUGCAGCUGCGCCUCCUCCUCAUCCGGAUCCCAGGAAAGCUGGGCCAGCCCUUUGACUUCCUUGCUGAACUCUGCGGCCUCUCACCAAUUCACCCUGCCCGCUCCUCCACCGCCCCCAGUGGCAUCUCCAUGGAAACCCAGAUGGCCCGACUCCUGAGGGAGGUAAUGGCUCCCUUGCUGAUACCCCGACCUUCUUUCUUCCCAGGGGAACUGGAGGAGCCCAUGGGUGGGAUAGGGGAGACGUGCUUUGUGCAUCCAAGCAGGGCCUUCUGAUUUACAUCCUCCACAAGUCUCUACUUGCGUGUGCGUAUAUAUAUAUAUAUAAUUUAUUUUUAUUUAUUUUUAUACAAUUCCAUUGGCAUGGUAGUUCAACAACCCUAUCAUUUGCACUCUAUUCACACACAUGAUGUCACACACAUGCAGCAUUGAAGGCUACCGGGAAAUAACAACUUGAUUAAAAAAAAAAAAAGCUUUUCCUGAUUGUUUUGUCACCCACUUCAAAGUGUCUCCCCCUACAAGUUGCUCAAGUGAAGUUGUCCCCUUGAGUGACAGAUUUCAUUUCUGUGCUGGGUUAUUUUAAGAAAAGGCCUGUGUCAUUUUCUCCUCACUGAGAACACCUGAAAUAAAGCACAUCAAGGCAGUGAUCUUGAAGAAUUUCGGUGACCUUGGCGUCGGCGUGAGCUGCUAGUAUCAGAGGUUCCCAUUUUUGGACAGUCUGAGGCCAUGAGCUUUUAGAUUCUACUUGAACUGGACCAGAGUUUGUUUUGUGACUUUGUGGGAAAAUAAUAAUGAUAAAGAAAAAAACCACUAGUUAAUUUCAGUUUGAACUUGUAAAGUAUUGGAAUUUGUUGAGUGUCUCAUAAAUUGUCACCACUUUUCCUUAUCUGUAUAACUGACCGCAAAGUGUUUUUACAAAAGGAAAACCAUGAUUUUUAAUAAAGAGAAUUUGAAAGCUUG